Erigeron canadensis is the source of this 1286-nucleotide messenger RNA. RefSeq names its product coatomer subunit alpha-2-like. Gene Ontology annotation, biological process: intracellular protein transport; endoplasmic reticulum to Golgi vesicle-mediated transport; intra-Golgi vesicle-mediated transport. Gene Ontology annotation, cellular component: COPI vesicle coat. NCBI's taxonomy places the organism in Eukaryota, Viridiplantae, Streptophyta, Magnoliopsida, Asterales, Asteraceae. Gene Ontology annotation, molecular function: protein binding. The coding region runs from base 480 to 1286 and encodes 268 amino acids. The record is from RefSeq and is a predicted model, not a curated record. The transcript has 4 exons.
AACAACAACAUGAAUACCAUGGUCAGACAACAAGAUUAAUAUUAGAGAAAAGAAUUUCUCUAUUAAUCUUUUUAUAUCACGAUUUUUUUGAGGAACACUUCCAGACGACGUCGUUUGGAAUAAGCAUCAGGAUGCUUAUUGAUGUGUAGACAGGGCACAAGGAACAUGGUUAGUUGCUUACGGUGGGUGCAUACACAGGGGAUAAUAUCCCUUAGGGUGUUAAACUGGUAUUUCGUGUAUUUGUGGGGUAGAAAUUGUAAGUAAACUUGUUUGACUUCGUUGACUAUAUACUCUCCCUCCCUUUUAAUCCUUUUAAACGAACUCAGAGUACACCAAUAUUCAUUCAUUCAUUCAUAAUUCAUUCACAUUCUUACAUAACACAAAUUCAAGAAACAAUCUUUUUCUAAUUUUUCCUUUCAAAUAUUCUUUCAUUCAUCUCAGUCAACAAAACCCACCUUUUUUUUUCAAAUUCUAUAAUCAUGUAUAUCAAAUACGACGGAAUGCUUAACAGUGCAGUUAAAGGUUUGUGUUUUGAGUCCAAAGGACCUCUGAUUCUUGUUAGCUGUGAAAACGGCGCUGUAAAGUUGAUCAACUAUGAGUUGAAAAGGGUUAUCUGUGACUUUAAUCGACAUAACGGGAAACCGGUUCGUAGCGUUAGUUUCGAAAGAAAUAGACCAUUCUUCGUCUCGGGAGGAGAUGAUUAUAUGAUCAGAGUAUGGGAUUACCAACUGCGGCAGUGUAUGUUUGCUUUGUCUGGUCAUACUGGUAUUAUCAGGACAGUACAGUUUCACAAUAAGAAGCCGUGGAUUGUUAGCGCUAGUGAUGAUGAAAGUAUCAGGAUUUGGAAUUGGGAGUCCCGUAAAUGCAUGUCUGUUUUGCGUGGCUACAAGGGUCAUGUAAUGUGUGCGUUAUUCCAUCCAGACAAAGGCCAUGAACAAGGAGUUAAUUGGGCCUCAUUCCAUCCUAGUCUCCCUCUUAACGUUUCUGGAGCUAAAGAUCACCAAGUGAAGGUCUGGCAAAUGCAAGAUGCAAAAGCUUGCGAGUUGGACACGACAUUAGAUGGCCACAUGGAUAUUGUGUCAUGUGUUCUUUUCCAUGAUAGACUAGAUACUACUGUAGUAUCAACCUCAGAGGAUAAAAGUAUACGUGUUUGGGAAGCCACAAAAAGAACUGGGCUUCAAACUUUCAGCAGGGAGCAUGACAGGUUCAGGAUUCUUGGCCGUCAUCCUGAUAUGAAGCUUCUGGCCGCUGGCCAUAACAGAAAACGCAGGGCGUUCUCUCUCUAA